AUGGAAACGCCCACAGAGAAAAGUGAGAGACCAUUGAGAAUGGCAAAGUUUAGUUUAAGGUGUGGUGCUUCGGAUUUCGUCUACUAUGGAGUUCUACUUUGUCAUCUGUUAUCACAGCUUUUCUUUCAACUUACAUGGUGUGGCUCCACAGUACAGUUCCUUCCUGGAUUCGAAGGACCCCUUCCUUUUGUUCUUGAAACGGGGUAUGUGGGGGUGGGUGAAGGAGAGAAUGUUCAAGCCUUCUACUACUUCAUUGAAUCAGAGAGCAACCCAAAGAAGGAUCCUCUCAUGCUUUGGCUCACUGGGGGUCCUGGUUGCUCUUCCCUCUCCGGCCUUGUCUUUCAAAUAGGUCCAUUUGCAUUUAAAAAAGAGGAAUACAAUGGGAGCCUGCCUAAUCUGGUCUUGAAGCCACAUUCAUGGACAAAGGUGAGUAGCAUUAUAUUUGUAGACUUGCCGGUUUCCACGGGCUUCACUUAUGCUAGAACAGAAUUUGCUGCUCAACGAAGCGACUGGCUACAUGUUCACCAAGUCCAUCAAUUUCUUAGGAAGUGGUUGAUUGAUCAUCCAAGAUUUUUGUCAAAUGAUUUUUACAUUGGUGGCGAUUCAUAUUCUGGCAUUCCUAUUCCUGUAAUUGUUCAAGAAAUUUCACAAGCAAAUGAAAAAGGGGUCCAACCAUGGAUAAACGUCCAGGGAUACCUGCUGGGGAAUGCAGCAACAACUACAUGGGAAGGAAACUAUGCCAUCCCCUUUGCUCAUGGAAUGGGACUUAUUUCAGACGAGUUAUACGAUUCACUGCAAAAUAAUUGUAAUGGAGAGUAUAUGAAUGUAGACCCCAGAAAUGUAUUAUGUUUAAGAGAUCUCGCCUCAUUCGAUGAGGUUAUAUCAGGAAUUAAUAAAGCCCAUAUUUUGGAGCCGUUAUGCGAGUUGGAUGAUGCUGAAACUACUCAGAGGAGAUCUCUAAUGAGGAAACAUCUCUGGAAUAAUGUCCUCAAAACUCAUGUCGAAUUGCCACCCUUCAGUUGUCGGAUUUAUGUGUACUUCCUCUGUGCUUACUGGGCUAAUGAUGAUAAUGUUCGCAGAGCAUUGCACAUCCGAGAGGGAAGUAUAGGAAAAUGGCAUCGCUGCAGCUACAAUAUACCUCAAAAGAGGGAUAUCCCCAGCAGCUUUGAGUAUCAUGUAAACCUUAGUAGAAAAGGUUAUCGUUCUCUUAUAUACAGUGGUGAUCAUGACAUGGCGUUUACUUUCUUGUCAACUCAAGCAUGGAUUACAUCUUUAAACUAUUCCAUUGUGGAUGAGUGGAGGCAAUGGGGUACAAAUGGCCAAGUGGCAGGAUACACAAGGACUUACUCCAAUCGGAUGACAUAUGCAACUGUGAAGGGUGGAGGCCAUACAGCUCCCGAGUACAGGCCUGAAGAAUGCUUUGCCAUGUUCAGUAGGUGGAUAUCUAAUCAGUCUUUGUAG
This is a messenger RNA of Abrus precatorius (Indian licorice), 1461 nucleotides long. RefSeq names its product serine carboxypeptidase-like 11. The transcript is spliced from 14 exons. Gene Ontology annotation, biological process: secondary metabolic process; proteolysis. The coding region runs from base 1 to 1461 and encodes 486 amino acids. The record is from RefSeq and is a predicted model, not a curated record. Lineage: Eukaryota; Viridiplantae; Streptophyta; Magnoliopsida; Fabales; Fabaceae. Gene Ontology annotation, molecular function: serine-type carboxypeptidase activity; acyltransferase activity, transferring groups other than amino-acyl groups.